AAUGCCUCUUGUUUUCUAAAGUAAAGACUAUUGUUAAACCGUUUCACGUCGUGUGUCGGAACUUUUCAAGGAAAUUGAAAGCAUGCCUUCGCACAUCUCUGAAGGUGGACAGAUCAUCAGGUCCGGCAGAAAUGUUUCCCAGCCAGUUAAAAGAAGCAAGGGUGGAAACAGCUAAGUUGCUGGAAAACCUGAAGGAAAAACUCCAUGAAAGCGAAGAGGCAUUAUUAGAAAGGACACAACUUGUGGAUGUGUUGGAGAAAAAGCUUGAUGGGAAGAAUCAGGAGCUAGCGUUGCUGGAAAACCUGAAGGAAAAACUCUGUGAAAGCGAAGAGGCAUUAUUAGAAAGGACGCAACUUGUGGAUGUGUUGGAGAAAAAGCUUGAUGGGAAUAAUCGGGAGCUAGCGGAGUUAGUUGAAGAUUUGAGCGUCAUUGAGAUUGAAAAUGAAGAACUCAAGGACAAGCUUCUGGCUGAAAAAAACGGAAUGAGAACCAAAGUCCGAAAUAUGACGGAAAAGCAUGAGGCAGAUUUAAAAAAACUCAACAGAAAACACAGGACUCAGCUCCGUAAAGUCAGUGAGAAACAUGCUGAAGAAACAUCACUGAAAGAUCAGUGCUGUGUACAACUUAACAAAGAUCUGCAACUUUUACAAUCACUUGCCUGUGCACCUCUUGCAGAACAGGCAACUUGUUCUUUAAAUUAUUGCACCAAACAGAAGAUUGGGGAACUGGAAGAACAAGUGAGGCUUAUGACGCAAGAGGCUGAAAAAUCAGAGGCCAGGUUCAUUACAAUGGAAGCUCAGUCCAAAUUGAAAAUCAAGAAGAUUGAAGAGGAGCUGGACAAUGUACAGAUUGUACCUUCUCGGCAGGAGCUGCUGGAGCUCAAAGAUAUAGCCGUUGACUUGGAAGAGGAGAACGAACAGUUACACCUGAAAGUGAACUGGCUGCAACACGUCGAGUCACAAAAUGAGGGUCUUCAAGCAAAAUUGGAAGAAUAUGAAGAGCAACACCAGAACAUGUAA
Messenger RNA from Amblyraja radiata (thorny skate), 1019 nucleotides. RefSeq names its product CAP-Gly domain-containing linker protein 1-like. The coding region runs from base 132 to 1019 and encodes 295 amino acids. The transcript is spliced from 7 exons. The record is from RefSeq and is a predicted model, not a curated record. Gene Ontology annotation, cellular component: Golgi apparatus. Lineage: Eukaryota; Metazoa; Chordata; Chondrichthyes; Rajiformes; Rajidae.